CCCAGAUUGUCUGCUGUCCCCCGUCUUCCUCUCGGCGGCCGAUCUAGGUUUCGCGGUAGAUUUUUGCGUGUUCUGGGUGGACGAUUCGUCGAUUUGCGCCUGGUAGAUGUCUGAUGCAGUAGGUGUUGCACGUCUCUCGAAAGCAAAUAGAUCGUUGCGCCCGAAUCGGUUGUUCGGGAGAUUUAGGCUUGGAAUGACCCGAGGUUGGGCGAUAGGGGAAUUGAAUCUAGGGUUUUGUAAUUUCUGUGCUGGAAGAUUUGUUGCUAAUUGAAUCAUAGGUGUUCCCCAUGAGAUUGCUAGAGCAAACAAAUUGAUCCUCAAAAUCUGUUGUAAAUAACAUCCUAAUGAAUCUAGGCAUCUAGGGUUCUGCAAAUUCUAUGGUGUUUAUAUUAACUGAUGGGUCAUAGGGAAACUGGUUUUGUUUACAAUUUGUAGAGCAGAUAAAUCGCCCCCCAAUUUUGCUGUUGGGUCGGGAGUAUAAGUUUGGAAUACGAGAUUAACUAACAUGGGAAUUGAAUGUAGGGCUAUGCAAAUUCUAUGUUGGAAUACCUUCGAUAUUAAGGGGAAGUGAAUUUAUGGUCAGCAGUAGAUGCUUAAUCUAGGCAUCUAGGGUUCUGCAAAUUCUAUAUGUUAUAUUAACUAUAAUAGGGCAUAGGGAAAUUGAAUUUGUAUUCAAUUUUCUGCGCAGAUAAAUCACUCUCCAAAUUUUGCUGUUGGGCUGUGAGUUUAAGUUAGGAAUAUGUAGAGAUUAACAAACAUGGGAAUUGAAUGUAGGGCUCUGCAAAUUCUAUUUUGAAAUACUGUUGAUGUUAAGGGGAACUGAAUUUAUGGUCGGCAGUAGAUGCUUGUCUGGGUUAACUAAUAGGGUGUUUUUGUUAUAUUCUUAGCCAUCAUCUAUGCUGCGACAGCUUCUGCUUGCCUACUGCUGCUGUUGAGUGCUCUUUGCUGAAUCCUUUUGUGGGGCUAGUAGUGCUUGUUUGAAGGGAUGCCUGGGUGAUUCUUAGGUCAGGUGUAUACCAGUGGCCUUGUUUAGUGGAGCUUGGGGUUUAUGAUUUAGACGCAUGUUUUACUGGAUUACAAGAGGUUUGUGAAAAUGUAUGCUGCAGUCUGCUCUAAAUUAUGUGUGCAUCUAUGCCGUUCUGGUUGGUACUUCUUUUUUGUUUGUUUCGGGUUGUUCUCUUCAAUCAAAGAUUAAUAUUCUAAAACGGUGUGCAGAUUAGGUUUUAAAACGGAUCGAAUAGUAAUCUUUGUCUGGCGGAUAUAACAAGGCCUGCAACCCAGAAGGAGUGCCCUCGUGCAACAGGCAAAAAGUUACUUCUUUUGUGCUAUGUUGUUUGGUCUCUUUUUGCAGUUGCAGGGGGAGAAACACUAACAUUCUAGUGGGAGGAACACUUCAUCUCUUUAUUUCUGGUUUAACCGUUUUCAACGGUGUGCAGAUUUAUAGGUUAAAAAAUUGAUCAGUUUACUAGGAGCAGAUCUAGUCCUGAUGAUGCCUGAAGUAGAUCAUGAUUCUUCUGGUCUUCUUUCUAUUCAGCUUGUUGUUAUAAUAUUAACGAGUUUGAAUAAGUGUGCAGAUUAGGUUAAAAAUGGACUGGGAAUAGCUUGUGCUUUAUAAUGUUCCAACCAAACAGUGAGCGUUACAGGGGUAAAUUCACAGGAAUUGUACAUGUUGGUGAUAUUAAAAAAGAUACAUAGGUCUUGUGAGCCUGGUUGGUUUAAUCCUAUAUGUUCCCUUCGAUAUUUUGUCUUCUGUAAUGCACUAUGACGACCUUAAUCGAGCUUCAGCAUCAUCUGAAGUGCUCCCAAAACAAUGGCGGAGCACUUGGCUUCAAUUUUUGGCACGGAGAAGGAUAGGGUCAACUGCCCCUUUUACUUCAAGAUUGGAGCUUGCCGUCAUGGGGACCGUUGCUCCCGUCUGCACAACAGGCCAACCACAUCGCCAACUAUUGUGCUUGCUAACAUGUACCAGCGGCCUGAUAUGAUUACCCCUGGAGUUGAUGCCCAAGGUGUGGCUAUUGCACCAGAGAAGAUGCAGGAGCACUUUGAGGACUUCUAUGAGGAUAUCUAUGAGGAGCUGAGCAAGUUUGGUGAGGUUGAGACCCUGAAUGUGUGCGACAACCUUGCUGACCACAUGAUCGGGAAUGUCUAUGUCCAGUUCAGGGAGGAAGAGCAGGCAGUGGCUGCUCACAAUGCCCUCCAAGGCCGCUUCUACUCUGGUCGCCCGAUCAUUGUGGAGUACUCCCCUGUGACAGACUUCCGGGAGGCGACCUGCAGGCAGUUUGAGGAGAACAGCUGCAACCGUGGCGGCUACUGCAACUUCAUGCACGUGAAGCAGAUUGGUAGGGAGCUCAGGAGGAAGCUAUAUGGUGGGCGUUCCAGGAGGAGCCACGGGAGGAGCCGCAGCCCCAGCCCGCAGCACAGGAGGGACAACCGUGACCGUGGUGGUGACUUCCGCCGUGAUGGCCGGGAUGAAUACCGUGGUGGCGGUGGCGGUGGUGGCGGCGGUUACCGUGGAGGCGAUGGAGGUGAUGGUGGCGGUUACCGUGGUGGGGGCGGUGGUGGUGGCUACCGUGGAGGUGAUGGGGGUGGCUAUCGCGGUGGUGGUGGUGGCGGUUACCGUGGUGGCGGGAGGGGUGGAGGUGGUGGCAGGCAUGACAGGUACGAUGAUGGACCGAGGCGCAGGUACGGUGGCAGCCCACCGCGGCGCGGAAGGAGCCCUCCAGCAAGGGAGAACAGCGAGGAGCGCAGGGCCAAGAUUGAGCAGUGGAACCGUGAGCGGGAGGAGAAGAAGUGAUGAACCGCGGGUAGUUUUACUGCAAGCAUUAUUUACCUUUUCAUUCAUGUGUCGUUAGUUUGCUCCUAUGUUGGUUUGCUGUCAGACAUUAGUGUGUGGGUCGAUAUAGUACUAUUGCUUGGUUGAGUGGCCUGUCAAGUGCAGGAUUCUAUUAGAGGCGUACAAGCUGCUAUUUGUGCUCAAUAUUAUUGCCGGACCUGUUCUUGUAUUAUCUGAAAAGUUUACCGUGUUCUGCUUUUGUUGGUUUGAUCUUA
This is a messenger RNA of Triticum aestivum (bread wheat), 3048 nucleotides long. RefSeq names its product splicing factor U2af small subunit B. The record is from RefSeq and is a predicted model, not a curated record. Bases 1811 to 2794 code for a protein of 327 amino acids. Lineage: Eukaryota; Viridiplantae; Streptophyta; Magnoliopsida; Poales; Poaceae. Gene Ontology annotation, cellular component: U2AF complex. Gene Ontology annotation, molecular function: metal ion binding; RNA binding. The transcript is spliced from 2 exons. Gene Ontology annotation, biological process: mRNA splicing, via spliceosome.